GUCUGGUAUCAAAUUCAGUCUCCACUUGCUUUGGUAGACAAUGCAAGGGUUUGAAAGGCCUUUCUCAUCAUAUCAUCAUGCCCUUCAAAUUCAUUCGGUUCUUCGCAAAAUCCGGAGCUCCUCGGAACGACCCACCUGGGCCACCACACGAAGAUGAUAUCAGGACCAAUCUCACUAUUGUACAUACCUCACCGGAGCCAGAGAUUGACCUUGUCGCCGUGCAUGGAUGGAAGGGUCACCCGCAAGACUCCUGGACAAGUGCGUCUGGCGUCAAUUGGCUGAGGGACGUGCUUCCUCGAGACAUGCCAAAUAUCAAUGUAUAUUCCUGGGGAUAUAGCUUCCCGGACUCGAGCUGUGCUGGCAGAGAACCGUCGACGCAUGUACUAUCACAGAAACUCGUCAGUGACCUGUGGCAACACAGAGAGGACUCAAAGACUCAUGAACGUCCACUCAUAUUCAUUGCACAUAGCGCAGGAGGCUCGAUUGUGAAGAGUGCAUUGCUCUACUCCGGCUCCCACCCCGAUGAAAGAUUUCAUGAAGUUAAGAGGUCCACAUGCGGAGUCCUCUAUAUGGGUACCCCAGAGAUGGAUGCCAGACUCGAGGGCUUGGAGAGCUACUUGGCCAAUAGUGGCGGGGCUCAUGCGGCGGAUGAUGCUUACUUCAAGGAGGCAUCUUGGUUACUUCUUACCUUGCGACAGUAUGAAGGAAUCAGGCAGGACUUUCGAACAGUCUAUGGCCACGAGCAAGGGCCAGAUUCUGUACGAACGCAUAUCGAGGGGACACAGACUGCUAGACAUCUAUAUCUCAACACAACGCAUGACGAGAUGAACAAGUUUGACUCCGCUUUUGAUUCUCGGUACGAGCAGGUCAGAGAUGGUUUUGUAUGGAUUGCACAGGGUAUUCGAAAGCAUGACUUGCCUUCUUGAAGAUAGUUGAGGUAGCGACUUGUAUCGAGGUCUAGCAGGACGGGUAUCGCUCGAGUAGAACUCGCAGUUGUGAUGGGUGUCGAGUGAUGACCACGGUUUCGAGAUACACUUCGCAUGUACUCUGCAGUGGGUGACGGGAUGAAGAUAAAAUCAGAAAUGAAACAGCAAAAAGCUCGCACUGUUGGAGGACAACCUCGAACAGUGCUACGAAAACCCUUCUUAUCCCCGGGUGUUUUC
This is a messenger RNA of Aspergillus fijiensis CBS 313.89, 1163 nucleotides long. RefSeq lists its product as uncharacterized. The record is from RefSeq and is a predicted model, not a curated record. The transcript is spliced from 6 exons. The coding region runs from base 78 to 926 and encodes 282 amino acids. NCBI's taxonomy places the organism in Eukaryota, Fungi, Ascomycota, Eurotiomycetes, Eurotiales, Aspergillaceae.